ACGACGCAUGCGCGGAUUGCGCGGCCUUAAGGGCGGCCGCGGCGGCCGGGCGGGCCCAGUCGGCCUGUCAGCCGGCUUCCGGACGGCUUCGCUCCGCGGCCAUGGCGGCGGAGGAAGAGGAGGUGGAUGCGGUGGACGCCGGGGAGGGGUCAGGAUGGCUAACGGGUUGGCUUCCCACCUGGUGUCCUACAUCGUCGACACACCUUAAAGAAGCCGAAGAGAAAAUGUUAAAAUGCGUCCCCUGCACCUACAAAAAGGAAUUUGUUCGCAUAUCGAAUGGAAAUCGAGUAUGGACACUGAAGUUCUCUCAUAGUAUUUCAAAGACUCCUCUGGUCCUCCUGCAUGGUUUCGGAGGAGGUCUCGGACUCUGGGCCCUGAAUUUCGAAGAUCUUUGCACCGACAGGCCUGUGUACGCUUUCGACCUGUUGGGCUUCGGGCGAAGCAGCAGGCCCAGGUUUGACAGUGAUGCAGAAGAGGUGGAGAAUCAGUUCGUGGAAUCCAUUGAAGAGUGGAGGCACGCCUUGGGAUUGGACAGAAUGAUCGUGCUUGGGCACAACCUGGGGGGGUUCUUGGCUGCUGCGUAUGCACUGAAGUACCCAUCAAGGGUUAGUCACCUCAUUUUAGUGGAGCCCUGGGGUUUUCCCGAGCGACCAGACCUGGCCGAUCAAGACAGACCGAUCCCUGUUUGGAUCCGAGCCUUAGGAGCGGCCCUGACCCCCUUCAACCCCUUAGCUGGCCUCAGGAUCGCAGGGCCCUUCGGGUUAAGUCUGGUGCAGCGCUUAAGGCCUGAUUUCAAGCGGAAGUACUCUUCGAUGUUCGACGAUGACACUGUGACAGAAUACAUCUACCACUGUAACGUGCAGACCCCCAGUGGCGAGAGUGCUUUCAAGAACAUGACAAUCCCCUACGGGUGGGCCAAGAGGCCGAUGCUGCAGCGGAUUGGCAAAAUGGACCCCGCCAUUCCCGUCUCCGUCAUCUUCGGCGCCCGGUCCUGCAUCGACGGCAACUCGGGCACCAGCAUCCAGUCGCUGCGGCCACACUCACACGUGAAGACCAUCGCUAUUCUUGGAGCAGGGCAUUAUGUCUAUGCAGAUCAACCUGAAGAGUUCAACCAGAAAGUGAAGGAGAUCUGCAACACGGUGGACUGAGCACGCAGCCGCAGGUGCAGUGGCAGCCUCUGUGCGAGCAGGUGGUGGGUGGCCCCCCCCCACCAAAUCUCUCCAGCGUCAUCCACGGUCAUGCUGGAGAGCGAGGAAGGCACCCAAGCCCCGCGCCCCUGCCUGUCCUUGAACACGUUUUCCUCCUGGAGUCGUUUGCACACACAAACCAUUAGUGCCUUCCGGAAGAAUGGCUUCCUUCUCUCCUCCUCGACCUGGAAUACACAAGUCUUCAAACUUAGUAGCUUUAAAUAAAAGGUGGUGUGUCCUUUCUGA
Molecule: messenger RNA, 1433 nt
Organism: Dipodomys spectabilis (banner-tailed kangaroo rat)
Lineage: Eukaryota; Metazoa; Chordata; Mammalia; Rodentia; Heteromyidae
Gene: Abhd5
Product: abhydrolase domain containing 5, lysophosphatidic acid acyltransferase
Exons: 7
Coding region: 102-1148 (348 amino acids)
Biological process (GO): negative regulation of triglyceride storage; positive regulation of triglyceride catabolic process
Cellular component (GO): lipid droplet
Source: RefSeq, a predicted model, not a curated record